This is a messenger RNA of Morus notabilis, 1579 nucleotides long. RefSeq names its product oxidation resistance protein 1. The transcript has 8 exons. NCBI's taxonomy places the organism in Eukaryota, Viridiplantae, Streptophyta, Magnoliopsida, Rosales, Moraceae. The record is from RefSeq and is a predicted model, not a curated record. Bases 238 to 1194 code for a protein of 318 amino acids.
AAGCCUUCAUUUCCCCGUUGAUUGCUGUCUCUGCCACCCGUCUUUCCUUUCCUUUUCCCCCUCACCGACGCUUCCUUUUUUGCUCCUCUUUACAAACAAACAAAUAAAUUAAAUUAAAUCACAAGAAUACAAUUUAUACCAAAGAAAAUAAUAAAAAAUAUAAUGCAAGUAAGAAGGAACCCCUGAGAUUCACCACUCUGCAAAUUCUUCUCCUUCCUCUGGAGGAUAUUAUUCUCAAUGCAUUCAUUGAAAGAGAAAGUUUCAGAGAAGUUUUCUCGUCUCUUUCGUGAUUCCGAAAACUCUUCUUCUCAGAAUCAGGCCAGGCCAUAUUCUAAUGGGGGAAAAUCUUUGACCUCAUAUUUCUCCUACAUUAUCCCUUCAAUAGGCUUUGAUGGUUCUGGACCAGACAAGCAUCAGCAUGAAUUCAAGCUGAUUCCAUCCCUUCCCCUUAGAUAUAAAAGCAGAAAUUUAAAAUGUCAAGAUGAAUUAUUGGAUAGUCAUACACCAUGUAGUAAUACAGUAAAGGAGAAGAAAGAAACACAAAGUGACCAGGCGAAAGAUGAAAUCCUUGACGCGAAGGCCUCCGGCGGUAGCACAAGUUGUUCUGAGGUGUUCGAAGAAGCAGUUGACCAUCUUAGUUUGCAGAAGGCGUCCUUAUGCAAUCUCAUGGACGAAUCUGUUUUCAUUUCCCCAGACUUGUACGAAUUCUUGUUUUCAUCGAUUCCAAAUAUUGUUAAAGGGUGCCAAUGGGUCUUACUUUAUAGUACGUUGAAACAUGGUAUAUCACUCCGUACGCUUAUCCGCAGAAGUGCUGAGCUUUCUGGUCCUUGUUUGCUGAUUGUUGGAGAUAAGCAAGGUGCUGUUUUUGGUGGUCUUCUAGAUUGCCCCUUGAAACCUACGGCGCAGAGAAAAUUUCAAGGGACAAACCAAACAUUUGUUUUCACAACUAUAUAUGGUGAGCCAAGGCUAUUUAGACCAACUGGUGCCAACAGGUAUUAUUACCUGUGUCUAGACGACCAGCUUGCACUUGGUGCCGGUGGCAACUUUGCUUUGUGCUUGGAUGGGGACCUCUUAAAUGGGACCAGUGGACCUUGUGAAACGUUUGGAAACAUGUGCUUGGCUCAUAAACCCGAGUUUGAGUUGAAGAAUGUUGAGCUAUGGGGUUUUACGCAUGCCUCGCAAUACCUCACUUGACACAACGCUGAGAUGUCUUCUGCGUUUUACCUAGUUUCGUGAUCGGAUUCCUUGUUCCUUUGCUUCACUUUUCAUGUUUUUGGCCUACCUUUUAGAUGCUGCAGGGCUUUUAUUUAAUCUCUUUUACUCUCUUGGCUAAAUUGUUAGAUAUGGUGUUGUAGCUCAUAGUAUUUGUGGCGUUUGUUGUUCUACUUUUGUUAACUUUUCAUGUUAGUGCCUAGAAUAGACUAUUCAGAUUGUUUCAGAUUGAAACAUAUUACAUGACAUGGUGCUAGCAGAAGACAGCUGCAACUGUAAAUUCUUUUGCAAAUUUAAUUCUCAUUUGUCAUGGUCUAUAAGCUACACCUCUUCAGUUUUUCUUUUCAGCUUUCUUAAAUUAUUGCCA